UUGGUCGAGGAUUUACCGUUCUUAUUCUUUGGGUACACGCUUUCGAUUAAAUUUCUAUUCAGUAUUAGUCUGACGUCUAUGCGGAAAAGUCACAGUGGGCGACACAUUCAUUGUAGAAAUGGCUCCAAAUAGAAAAAUUCUGACGCUUAAACAAAAAAUUGAGAUUGUUGAAGUUUACAAUAAGGAGAAGUUAAGUGUAAGGAACUUAUCCAAGCGUUUUAAUAUUGGAAAAACACAAGCUGCAGAUAUAAUUAAACAUAAAGAAAUUCUUCUAAAGAAAUGGAUGUCGAACAGCAAUUUAAAUGAAAAAAGAAGCUUUUUGACGGGUGAUGACAAAAUUGACAAAUUGUGUUAUGACUGGUUUAUAGCAGCUCGCCAUAAGGGCAUUCCUUUGACAGGUCCGCUAAUACGAUGCAAAGCAAAAAAACUAGCCGAUUCUUUGGGACAUUUUACAUUCAGUGCUUCUUCUGGUUGGCUCAAUAAAUUUAGAAUUCGCCACAAUAUAAGUUUUAAAGCGAUUUCGGGAGAAGGAGCUUCGGUUAAUGCUGAAGAUGUUUCAUCGUUUUUGGAAAAAUGUCCUUCUUUGAUUAAGGGAUAUUCACCGAGAGACAUCUAUAAUGCCGAUGAGACAGGCCUGUAUUUUAGGGCUCUACCCGACAAAACGCUCACAUUAAAGAAGGAAAAAUGUGUUGGGGAUAAGUAUCCCAAAGAGAGGUUUACAAUUUUGCAUUGUGUAAAUAUGGCGGGUGAAAAAGAAAAACUCCUAGUCAUUGGUAAGGCAGCUAAACCCAGAGCUUUUAAAAACAUUAACAUAAAUGACCUGCCUGUAACUUGGAAAUGCAAUAAGAAAGCUUGGAUGACAGGACAAAUUAUGACAGAGUGGUUGCAAGACCUAGAUUGGAAAAUGGCUAAAGAAAAAAGAAACAUUAUGUUAUUUUUAGACAAUGCGGGAUCUCAUCCAAAAGACAUCCUCUUAAAUAAUAUAAAAAUCUUAUUUUUGCCCCCUAAUUGUACAUCAGCUUGUCAACCACUUGACCAAGGGAUUAUAAAGAGUUUUAAAACUUAUUACCGAAGUCUAAUACUCAAACACCUGCUAGUAAACAUUGAAACUGCUGGUACAGCUUUUGAGUUAAUAAAGAAAAUUACGUCAUUGGAUGCAAUUUAUUUGGCAAAAACCGCUUGGGAUUAA
Messenger RNA from Diorhabda sublineata, 1189 nucleotides. RefSeq names its product tigger transposable element-derived protein 6-like. Lineage: Eukaryota; Metazoa; Arthropoda; Insecta; Coleoptera; Chrysomelidae. The record is from RefSeq and is a predicted model, not a curated record. Gene Ontology annotation, cellular component: nucleus. Gene Ontology annotation, molecular function: DNA binding.